This is a messenger RNA of Gloeophyllum trabeum ATCC 11539, 1779 nucleotides long. RefSeq names its product NAD P-binding protein. Gene Ontology annotation, molecular function: oxidoreductase activity. Lineage: Eukaryota; Fungi; Basidiomycota; Agaricomycetes; Gloeophyllales; Gloeophyllaceae. Gene Ontology annotation, cellular component: cytosol. Bases 110 to 922 code for a protein of 270 amino acids. The record is from RefSeq and is a predicted model, not a curated record. The transcript has 7 exons.
GCCGGCACCUGCUUCCGGGAGGGGGACGAUCAGAUAACUAUUUAAGCAAUCGGACCCUCUCUGGACGGAUCCCCCGACGUUUGCUUGUUCGCCUUCCACAUUGCCGGCCAUGGUCUUCAACGCUUCUAGACUGAUCAACAAGACGGUGCUCAUUACGGGUGCCAGUGCCGGCAUUGGCGCUGCCACGGCUAUCCUGUUCGCAAAGGCAGGAUCAAAUGUUAUCAUUGUUGCCCGGCGAGCGGAGGCUUUGAAGUCCGUAAAGGAAGCGGCAGAGGCGGCACACAGGGAGUCUGGCGUCCAGGGCGGAGGCAAGAUCGCUGCCGUGCAACUGGAUGUCUCGGACAAGGCGCAAAUCGCUAACCUGCUCGAUAAAAUCCCGGCCGACCUGCGUAAUAUCGACAUACUUGUGAAUAACGCUGGGUUCGUGCGUGGGGUCGAACGGGUUGGAUCCAUCAGCGAGUCCGACAUUGAAUCCAUGUUCGCGACGAAUGUGUUCGGCUUGAUAUCCAUGACCCAGCUGCUAGUCAAAGACAUGAAGGCGAGGAACUCUGGCCAUAUCAUUAAUUUGGGUUCUGUCGCCGGGCGGGAACCCUACGUCGGCGGUAGUAUCUAUUGCGCAACCAAGCACGCCGUUCGAGCCUUCACUGGCUCCCUUAUGCGGGAGCUCGUAGACACUAAGAUUAGGGUCACUGAGAUUCAGCCAGGAAUGGUUGAGACAGAAUUCUCCGUCGUCCGUUUCCGUGGCGAUAAGUCCGCGGCGGACAAGGUCUACGAAGGCCUAACACCCUUAAGCGCCGAGGACAUUGCAGAAGAGAUCGCCUGGGCAGCAUCUCGACCUCCUCACGUCAAUCUCGCAGAAGUCUUUGUUCUCCCGACAAAUCAGGCCAGCCCAACCAUCUCAUACAGGGGAGGGAAAAUGUGACAGAAGAUAGCUUGAGCGUAUAAGAUAAUAGAUACUGAAGAAGGUAACAUGUAUACUACGGUAUCUGCUUCGCAGGGUAGCAAGAGAUGUAUACUUGCGUCACAACAUAUCAAAUAUCAUAUAACAUAAGAACAAGCGCAUUGUGGUCACUGGGCAGCACAGCAGAGAUUCACGUCUUGGACUUCCUGGACUUUGGUUUAGGUGUUUCCACCUCUACUACUGCGGCCUCCGGGUCGUUGUCGUAAACAAAUUUCUUCACAAUCACCUUCUCGUGUACGGCGAUUGGCAGGGGAUCUUUGGCAUUCGGGACGUUUCCUAGGUCGUCCAAGCGGAGUUCCUUGGUAGACUUGGCAAGCCCACCUUUCUUAACACCUUGUACAGUGCGCUCGGGUUUGGGGUCAUCAAGAUAUAUGAGGGUAUGCAAGCCUUUAUCCCAUUUCACUCUCUUCCCGUCCUUAUCCCGGACGCCCGAAUCGAAUCUCGCUUUCUUCGCUGCAGGGCCCAGCUUCUCUGGGGUCUCAUAGUCCGUCUCAUCUCCCGGUCCCCUUUGAUGUUUAGCAGGCUCCCCCAGUUUGAAAGAAUCGUCCGCGGUUGUGUCACCGCCUUCAUCAUCAAGGCUUCCUCCGGUCCUCCUGGCUCGCCUCUGUGCUCGUUCGCGCCGCCCCUGAUCCUGCUCUUCCUUCUGCUUUUGGAUGGCAGUUUUGACCUUCGUAGUCGGGCUGUCGGGUCUCGGACCAGGCUUUCGCACGACCUCAGUCUCUAUGUCGAUGAACCAAUACUUCUGAUUAGCCUGAGUAUUUUUGUUCGUUAAAGCCCUCAAGGCCACCUGGGUCAUCCCUAUAAAUGGCAUAGGCGCG